Molecule: messenger RNA, 213 nt
Organism: Linum trigynum
Lineage: Eukaryota; Viridiplantae; Streptophyta; Magnoliopsida; Malpighiales; Linaceae
Source: the annotation of a GenBank genome assembly
AUGGAAGUUAGGGCAGGGAAAUCGCCGCCGGGAAGCUCGCCCGACUGUUUUCAAUUAUCUGAUCAUAGCGGGGAGCUCCAAGGACUGAAGCUUGGAAACCUCAGUCCCUUACGACUCUGCCCGAAGCUGAUCGGUGCCGCCCCAGCCUUCGUGUUGCAGCAGAGAGGGAUGAGAAGCGCCGAAUCCAAGGGUGCAAGGUGUAGGGAGUGCUGA